CGGUGUCACCGUAAUCCGCUUUCCUUCCUGGACAGAGUCAGGCUGCCAUCUUGUUCGCCAGUGAAGCAGUGAGGGACGAAGACCGUCGACCGCUCUUCAUGCGCAUCAAACCGAAUAUUGUUAAUUGCAAUCGGUAUAAACUGGUAAUUGUAAACGCUUUAUUUGAUCUGAUUGAAAUAUUUACUUAAUUACUUAUUUUAUUGGGAAAAAUAGUAAUAAUCGUGCUGCAGUAAAGACGUUGGCAACAUGCUAUUCGAUACGCGGUAGAAUAUUGAGUUGUUAAUAUUACAUUCUGUAUACAUUAUUUAGAAGGUGUGUUUCUGAUUUGAAAUUGAUUUUGUUACUAACAGUUAGUACAAAUAUAUAAUUAUCGGUCAAAAAAUAUAGGCCUAACAUCAAGACUGCUAGAUUUGUUGAAAGCAUCCAACUUUAGACAAUUUUAAAUAGUUGAUAUAAUCUUUAAUGAGCGUAGUCAGUUCGUUACACAUUUUUACAAAUUUGAAGUAUUAUCUGUUUGUGAUUGUAAACGUAUUUAUUAACUUUUUGGUUUAUUGGUCAUUUGAUUGUGACUUAUUUUUAAAAAUGUGGCCUUCUGAUUAUUUAGGAUUUACAGACGGAUUUACGAAUGAUGUGAACUUCACCGGUGUCUGCUCUGUAUAUUUACAGUUGCGGACACAAAAUCGGCGAAAUAUCUAUUCAGACAACAACCAUUUUAAAACGUAACCAAUAAGAAAUUCCUCAUUGCCAUGGUCGAAAAAAAUCACCUGUUGCCAAAAUAAUAUUUUCAGGUUUUAAACUGCGAAACUGUCGUCCUAAUUAUUUGUCCUUUUGCAUGAAUAUCCAUAUUUUACUUUUUUAAAUGUACUGUAAGUUUAAAAACUUGUGCUGUCUCCAAUAACAAUAUUGUUCAUAUAACAAUAUACAUUGGAUCCCAGUUCAUAUUCAAAUAACUAUUUGUUCAGCACAUGGGGAGUGUUUUUGUCUCUUUUGUUUUUACAUUUAGGUUAUGCCAGAACAUGUUCUUCAUCCAGAGGAACUGGAUACUUUGACUGCAUUAGCUUCGCUGAAGAUUGCUGCAUUUUUUUUUUUUUUUUAUACUCUCCAUUGAUUGCUCUUUUUAAUCCCUCAUUGGGAGUUUUUCUCCCCUCAAAGUUCCUGUUCACCCCAAUUAAAUUUCCCAUCCAGCAUCAGGAGAUGUAGAAGAUAUCCCUUUUUUCUUUCCAUCACCUUCAAGAAAGGCAGUCCCUUGGCUCUCCUUUUUGACAACAUCUAGCUUGCAGUUCUGUUUAGUUUUUUUUUAACUCGCCAACCCACUUUGAAUUUUCAACAUUAUUGGAGGAAAAUAUACUGGAAUCAGUAAAAAGGACGUUUUCUACCAUCAACCAAUUUUAACAAAGCAGUUUAAUGGGAACAGGUCUCUAAGAGAGGCAAAAUUUGCCUCUCUCAACCUGUUCAGUCUUUACUCAUCAGUCAAGUAUUCCUUCAGGAUCCACAUAGUGCGGAGUGACGCUUCAAGAAGUGCUUGAGAUCACCAGGAAACAUCUCAGCCACAGCAGGGAGAUUCACGUGAAGCCUGUCGCAGGCAUCCCCCAAGAUCCCAGCAUCGCUGAAGAGCUCCUGACCUUGAAGAGUACAGACUUGUGCCAGUAUGACCAUGCAAGGAAAUGACUGCUAUUUCUACUACUACUCAAAGUGUAGUAAGGGUGACAGCUGCCCUUUUCGUCACUGCGAGGCUGCCAUCGGUAGCGAGACUGUCUGCACCCUAUGGCAAGAGCAGACGUGCUUCCGCAAAAUCUGCAUGUUUCGCCACAUGGAAAUAAAGAAAAACCGCAAGGAUAUCCCAUGCUAUUGGGAGAACCAGCCAGAAGGUUGCCAGAAACCUCACUGUGCUUUCCAUCAUGUGAAGUCACGCAGCAUUGAUGGGAAAUGUUUCCCUCCAGAUGAAGGGCAAGUAGUCUGGAAGGAAAAAGAUGUACCACACGAGGACCAAGCCAUCCAACUCCCUUCACCCUUUGCACCCCCAACCAAUCCACAGCUUAGAGGAGUCAUUAGAAAUGAGACCCAAGAAAAUGUGCCCAGCCCUACACAUCCACCAGUGGUCAUCAACCCUGUGGAUGAUGAUGAUGAUGAAGAUGACCAGUUCUCAGAGGAAGGAGAUAAAUCUCUUGGAGGCUCACCCAGGAAACUGAUCACAAAUGAUUCUCUGAACUUUGGAAUCCUAGAGGAGAUCAGAUUGAGGAAAGCACUUUUGUCCAAUCUAAAUAUGACUGGACAGUCCACAUUGCAAGGUGCUGAUCAAAGCAAUGGAACUGCUAUUGAGACGGAAAACAUUCAAUCGUUCUCGUGGCUGGAAAUUAACAAUGCCAAGAUUGAUUCUUCUGUGAAUGAAAUUGGAAAGAGAAAAAUUACAGAGAGACUUGGGAAAAGAAUUUUUGGAGGAGAUAUUCCUAUGGAAGGAGAAAUACCUUUGAAACGAAGCCUUGCUGAAUGUCUUUGUGGAGUUGUUGAAUCCUCCGCAGAGCAUGCAGACAUGCCUCCACAGAAUACUCAGAAACCAGUGCGUGAAAGACUUGGAUUGACUACUGACCUCGCUACUAAUGAUAUGGAGCCAAAGUCAUCUGGCAACAUUAGUAUAAAAUCCCUCAAGGAGAUUCGGCAAGAGAAAGCUGCCAGAACCGACAAAGCGAGUAAAGUAGUGCGUGUUGUCAAAGAAGUCCCAUCAAAGGAGUCGAGCCCUUCCAAAAAAACUGCUGGUGGACAUCAAGUUAAGACUUUCUCUGAAAUCCUUCACAAAAAGAAAAAACUUCAGGAGAAAAAAGCCCAGGAAGUAAAUGCUGCUGCCAGAAGCCCAGAGCAAAAUGAGGGCCCUUCCACUGUGGGAGCUGCAGUCAAGGCCGCAGUCGCUGCUGGGGAGGUGAGAGUGAAGACACUAGAGGAAAUACGCAGGGAGAAGGCUGCACGAAUGCAGGCACAACUUAAAGAGACGACAAACGACAGGGCCACAACCUCUAGUGAGCCUAGUGGAGCUCCAAAGGGGCGCAUUCUGCGCAUUAACAAAUCCUCACCUGCAAACAAUGUGAGUCAGACAAAACUAGAUGCGUCUUACAAGAAACUGGAACCUGCUACAGAGUUGUUCCAGGCAAAUGGAAAAGGGGACAACACCGGCGAGACCGUUAAAGUGAAGACGUUUGAGGAGAUCAUGCGAGAGAAGAGACUCCGCAAGCAGCAGCAGCAGGAGCGAGGCACUUCCACCGUCCAAAAAGAAGCAGGACCUGCUGCCUCACCACCAGCCUCUGAACCCUCCACCCAGCCUCAGACCUCAGUGGGUCACCGCAUUACCCUCAAACCCCAGACCCCUCUGGUCCCUGCUGCUGUAGUGCCCCAGCAGAGCUCCCCUAAGCAAUCUGGUGAGAGUACUCCAUCUUCAAACACACUGAUUCCCUCAACCCCUGCAAUGAUACAUGUCCAGCUAACUGAGGGAACCAUUGAAAUGGUAGAGACCAAAGUGAAGCCUAAGGUGAAUGUGAAGCCAUCAGUGAUGAAGCCAGCAUCUCAGCCUGAACUGAAGAGGAAAGCUUCUAAGGUUCAUCACUCUGCUGUUGCUGAAGUGAAACCACAUAACACUGCUUAUCAAAUGCCUUCAUUAUUGGAAAUUCCCAACAAGUGGAUAAAGUUGGCUUCCCCUAUCCCUGUGAUGGACGUUCAGUCUGACACUCAGCAGGUGCCCUCCAACACUGAGGAUGUUAAAAUGGUGCCUACGCUUGAGCCCAGCAGUACCACGUCAACAGCUUCUGAGACCGUUGCUGUCCCUAAAAGCCCUGUGAUCAGAACACCAAGUUUGCAGCUUUCUCGGCGGUCCAGUACAGCUGCUCGUACUCCCGCUGCUGUUGUCGUUAGCAGUUCAUCAUUGGACGACUUUGAAGACCUGUUAGAUGAAUUUACCGGCGAUCGGCUGGAGGAUGAUUUGGAAUUGGACCCGGCCAAGGGAGAGGACGACCUCCUUUUAGAACUCUCCGAGAUGAUCGACAGUUAGACAUUGAGUGGUCUACAUCCCUUCACUUACAGGCCUGUGCCCUCUGCCCCAAACAAACCCACUGCCAUUAAGGAUUAGAAAAGACUUCAUGACUUCUUUUAGUCUACAGCAUUUUAAAUUAAAAUGUUUUAUUUGCAAAUUAAGUGUCUUAACUUUUUCUCACUUUUUUUUUUUGUUGUAAAUAUGAUUUUUUUCAUCAAAUUGUACUUGAUUUAACUGGUUUUGCCCCCUCAAUUUUCUUGUAUUUUACUUCUGUUGUCAAAAAAGGAAAAAACUUUGUUCUGAUGUUGCAGGUAUUGUUUAACAAGCCACCAUUGUAACAGCCUCGGGUAUAUUGUGUUGGAUGUCAUACAGCACUAGCACACAUCAUGUUACAAUAACAGGAAGUUUUCACUUGUGUACUAUGUAUACUGAAAGUAGUUUUUAAGUAGGCACUGCAAGGCCUCACCUUUCUUAAUAUUGUCUCUGUUUCACAUGUAUUUAAAGUGAGUCAUUAAGUGUUCCUUUGCCUGUGUUCAUUUUUUUAGAUUAUUUUAAUGGCAAAUUUCCCUAAUCUUUGAUCUAGCAUAGGACAUUAUAUCUGUCUGUUGUUUAUUGAUCUGACAUGGAACUAAAGGACAGGGAUCCUGCAUUUAUUUUUUUCCCCUUCGUCUAGAAUCAAUUCUAUUGCUAAUUUUACACUCAGUUGAAUUGCCUUGUGAGCAUCUCUACAUUUUCACCUUUAGUAGUUCAUGCGAAAUUGGUUUAAUGUGUUUUAGCAGUCAUGUUCCUUCUCAGACUUCUGACUUCAGUAAGCGGAAUACAAGAAAAAGCUGUAUUCUCAGGAAAAAUGUUUCGGUGUUGAAACCGCUUAGCUUUAUAUCUUCAUGUUUUAUUUGGAACAGUUUUGUCCAUCCAUGUCAUCCAAGCUUCCUUUUUUUUUUUAUCAAGUUUGAACUUGUCAUGCAUUCAAAACUUGGAUCUGAAAUGUAUUUUGUGUGGGUGUAUGUGCCUAUUCUUUAUUGGCACCUCUACAAACCAGCUUUGUAAAUAAAAUGUCUAU
Molecule: messenger RNA, 5075 nt
Organism: Xyrauchen texanus (razorback sucker)
Lineage: Eukaryota; Metazoa; Chordata; Actinopteri; Cypriniformes; Catostomidae
Product: zinc finger CCCH domain-containing protein 11A-like
Exons: 16
Coding region: 1649-4033 (794 amino acids)
Molecular function (GO): metal ion binding
Source: RefSeq, a predicted model, not a curated record